GAGGCGGAUAACAUGAUUGGACGAAGGCAGCACGUGGCGGACGGGGCUGAAAUCGGUGUGGUGUUUUGCCACUCUUAAGAGGCGCGAGCGGGUUUGGGAUUCAGAGACCAAGAGUCCAGCCUCUCUUUCCCUAUAACCACUGAUUGGCCCCACUCAGGAAAGAAAGAAAACAACUAAAGGAUAAGCAUGGGUAACAGGAUUGAAGGCUGCUGUAAGGUCCAGCUACAAGGAUGAUCACGCUCCUCCCUACACGUUCUACAAAAGUUAAUUGUCUCAAUGAAAAGAUGGCAGUGAAAUUAUUGGGAUUCCUGGCUAGAUCUUCAUAUACAAUAAGCCAGUGCCGAUACUUUCCUACAUAUGGAUAUUUAGCAUCAAGCAGCAACUUGCUAUCAGUAAAUCGAAAUCUCAGGCUAUGCAUCCCAGAGGCAACUUCUUCUAAUUUUACUAGCAAUUGCAUGGACAAUUCAAAAUGGUUCAGUUCAAAAAUUACUAUUGGUGCUCUGGCAAAAAUUACCAAUUAUUUGACUAUGGAUGUUUGUCCUUCAUCCAGGGAACUUCAUCCUCUUAAAGCUUCAAUUUUUAAGCAGAAAUUAAAACAUAUAAGAAUACUUACUAGAAUACCAAACAGACAUUAUUCAGUUUUAUCACCUAGUAAACUUCAACCAAAUCAAGAUAUUGUACCAGUUAAGCGUCUACCAAAAACAUCAAGGACCAAGCAGCCAUCAAGAAUUAACCUGCCAUUACCAUCUGAAGCUAAGGAUGUGAUGCAAUGUAUAGCCUUUGCAACAGCAGAUGCCUAUCAUCUUGGUAAUCUAUGCCUUGACCUGAUCUCAUCUGGAUAUGUUGAAAUCACAUUACCUAGAGAUGCAGCAAAUGUUUUGGUGGUUGGCACAGAAAAGACAGCCAAAGAUCAUGAUUUGGGGAUCAUAUUUUUCUUCAAGGAAGGGUCUGUUGUGUUUUGGAAUAUUGAAGAAAAAACAAUGAAGAAUAUUUUUCGGAAGCUGGAAAAACAUGAGAUCCAACCUUAUGAAAUUGCAUUAGUUCACUGGGAAAAUGAAGAGAUCAGCUAUAGAAGAGGAGAAGGACAGUCAAAACUUCAUAGAGGAGAAAUCUUGAUAAAUUCAGAAUUAGAAAUGGAUGAUUUCAUUUUAGAGAAGUUUGCUUUUUCCAAUGCUCUCUGCCUUUCUGUAAAACUGGCCAUUUGGGAAGCAGCACUGGAUAAUUUUGUAGAAUCUAUUCAAUCAAUACCUGAGAUGCUUAAAUUAAGAAAGAAACUGAAACUGUCUCAUGCUGAUGUUAUGCAGAAAAUUGGGGAACUGUUUGCCUUGAGGCAUCAUAUAAAUCUGAGUUCUGAUCUGUUGAUUACCCCAGAUUUCUACUGGGACAGAGAACAUCUUGAACAACUGUAUGAUAAAAUGCAUCGGUUUCUCAGUAUUGAUCGCAGAGUUAAGGUAGUAAAUGAAAAGCUCCAGCAGUGCACAGAACUGACAGAUCUGAUGAGAAAUCAUUUGAAUGAAAAACAUGCUCUGCGCUUGGAAUGGAUGAUAGUAAUACUCAUCACAAUAGAGGUCAUGUUUGAACUUGGAAGAGUGUUUUUCUGAUACCAGGUGUACAUUGCAACACACAUUUUACAAGACUAGUCGCUAUCCGAGCAACAGGUUUAUUGGACUUCAACUUUGUCCAUUUUGGAAAGUGAGCAAAUGUCAUGAUAAAUUUAUGGACAUUUGCUACAAAAUGAUGGGAGUCAAUGCAUUUAAUUUCAUAUUUCAUCAGUAACUAUGUUUCUUGGAAUUGAUGGUGUAAAAACAUUGUGAAGCUGGUUUUCUAUCUUACGGAUGCAGAUUAUCUGUUAUAUUACAGGAAAAGGAUAUAUAUACAGUAUGUACGACAUUGAGCAGUUUUCUAUAUAUGAGCUGCACGUUUUUUCACAAUACAUUCAAUAGAAUUAAGAAAAAUAUGUAUAUAAUAUGCUAUUAUGUAUAUGGGGAUAGAAAACCUAAUCCUAAUAUUGUUCAUUUGUGAAGGAAGUUAAAAUUAGAAAUUCUCUUCAGCUAAAAUUGUAACUGUCUUUGGAACUGUUUAAUCAUAAAGAUUUUGUAAAUUCAGAUAUUUUAAGAAGCAAGAGAAAUUUAAUCAAAAGUAUUUGACUUAACUGCCUUAGACAAAUUUUCCUCAGUAACCAUUAUGCAUGUAUGAAUACCGACUGAAAAGCUGUGAAAUAAAAUAAUGGUUGUAAAAAAAUGCAUUGAUUUUAUUGAAGCAAGAUUAAGGAUUUGGAUCUCUAAAAUCCAAAAUUGUUUGACUAGAUACAUCAGAAAACUCAUGAAAGCUUUAACUUUGUUCUCAACUAACUUUCCAAAAUGUAUCAUGAAUAUUACAGUUGUCAAAUUUUAACAUUGUUGUAAGAGUUAAAAAGAAACUCUUUAGUUUCAGAAAAUUGGUGUGGGGGGAUUGUAAUUGAACCUACUGCUGAAAUUUUUGAGAAACAGAAAAUAUAGUGAUAGCUCUGUUCAUAGUGCACGUUUUUAGAGUAAAAAGCCCAAAGCAUUUGUGAGGAAGGUACAUUUUAUCAUUUGAAUGAGUUUGUAAUUUUUUCAAUUUUGCAUCACUUCUCUAUCAUGUCCUCCCUCAGUAACAAUGACAGCACUCGUUAUACAUAGUAAUAGCAUAUUUGUAAUUCUUGAGACAGUGGUGCUUAAACAUUUGUGAACCUUUUUGAAUUUUUAAUAUUUUUACAUCAAUAUGACCUAAAAUGCAAUACUAUUCACAUUCUAAAACUAGAGAACCCAAUUAAGCAGUCAAUAUAUUCACUUAAUAGCCAUGUUACUAACUUUAACAACUGCAGCGAUUUACUUAAUAACUGUGGUAAGAAAAGUC
This is a messenger RNA of Thamnophis elegans (Western terrestrial garter snake), 2877 nucleotides long. RefSeq names its product required for meiotic nuclear division 1 homolog (gene RMND1). The record is from RefSeq and is a predicted model, not a curated record. NCBI's taxonomy places the organism in Eukaryota, Metazoa, Chordata, Lepidosauria, Squamata, Natricidae. Gene Ontology annotation, biological process: positive regulation of mitochondrial translation. Bases 231 to 1601 code for a protein of 456 amino acids. The transcript is spliced from 13 exons.